UCUCUAAGUGAAUCAGAGUCCGACAGCUGCUGGGUCAUGUCGUACAGCACUCAGAAACUGGAAGACCCUGCUUCCUUCGGUUUUUCUGGGAACCUUCAGACAGACAGCUGAUACCAGACAAGAAGAGUGGUUCCUGCGACCGUGUGAGUUAUUUACCUCAGCCAAAGUGUCACUUACUAGACAAAGAUCCAGGCUGGAUACUGAGAGGUAUGUUUCCAGCAGCCUUCAAAUAUAGCUAAAAGAGGCCAUUCCGCCUAGUAAGCAAAAAUGGGUGACUGGAGCUUCCUAGGAGAAUUCCUUGAAGAAGUCCACAAGCACUCCACAGUGGUGGGGAAAGUCUGGCUGACGGUGCUCUUUAUCUUUCGGAUGCUUGUUCUGGGCACAGCAGCGGAGUCCUCAUGGGGAGAUGAACAGUCUGACUUCAUGUGCGAUACCCGGCAGCCUGGCUGUGAGAAUGUUUGCUAUGACAAAGCUUUCCCCAUCUCCCACAUCAGAUACUGGGUCCUUCAGAUUAUCUUUGUCUCCACUCCCUCCUUGUUGUACAUGGGCCACGCAAUGCACACAGUGCGCAUGGAAGAAAAAAGGAAAAUGAAGGAAGUCAAAGAAGGAGCAAAGCCAAACAGUGACUCUUUCCGCCAGCAUGAGUAUCCAGCAGUAGAAAAGUCUGAGCUGUCUUGUUGGGAGGAAGGAAGCGGGAGAAUCAUUCUUCGGGGCACUUUGUUGAACACCUAUGUCUGCAGUAUUUUAAUCCGUACCACCAUGGAGAUAGCUUUCAUUGUAGGACAAUACAUGCUGUAUGGAAUCUUCCUUGAGACACUAUACAUCUGUCACCGGCAGCCCUGCCCCCAUCCAGUUAACUGCUACGUCUCUCGUCCAACAGAGAAGAAUAUCUUUAUUAUCUUCAUGCUUGCCGUAGCUGCACUGUCCCUCUUCUUAAGCUUGGCUGAACUUUAUCACUUGGGAUGGAAAAAAGCCAAAGAGAAGAUCUCUGGUUCUUGCAAAAGCAAUCUUAGCCCAGUCAGUGGUAAACUGGAACUGGGAUCGCAAGAGAAGAUCACACAAAGUUGUACUCCUCCUCCAGAUUUUAAUCAGUGUCUUGCUAAUCCUAGUGGGAAAUAUAUCAGCCCCUUCAGUAAUAAAAUGGCCUCUCAACAGAACACAGCCAACUUUGCAACAGAGAGGGUUCACAACCAAGAGGAUGAAGUUGGAGAGAGUCAAUUUAUCCAGGUUAACUAUACACAAAAUCCUGAACCCAACAAUAGCUCUGCCCCUUGCUUGCUCCCUAAUGGCUACUUCCAUGACAACCGCAGGCCCAGCAAGUCCAGCCGUUCCAGUAGUAGUAAGGUGAGAUCUGAUGACCUAUCAGUGUGAACUACCUUCAGCAGGAACAAGAGGAACAAGUACACCAGACACCUGCAGUUUUGCUUUUGAAGUACUGCAAGUCUGAGCUUGAGUUCAAUCCAGUCCAACUCAGUAAAUGGUUAGAUAUAUUCCAAAAAGCUAAUUUCAAAGUUGAUUUCAUGCAUUGAAUAAAUCAUUUUUAGAAAGGUGACUUUUCCAAGAAAUAAUUAGAAGAAAUAUAGCAUUCUCAUCAAGAGCUUGAGGCGGUAUCUACUCAAAGCAUAUUUAGCCUUACAAAUGUAAACCAGUAUAACCAUUAUGACUUCCUUAAAAACCCUGGGAACUGUAGUUGAGAACAGCAGGGAAAUCAUUGUUGGAGGUCACAAGUCCUUCCACAGAACUACAGUUCCAAGAAUUUCUUAAUAAAGAACCAUGAUUCAUAACAUGUUUGAAUGUAAUUUAAAGGUGUGAAGUGGACAUAUCCUCAGAUUGUAACCAUUUACAAAAUUAACAGGGAGGUGCGAUUGGCACAUAUUAUGAUGACACUCUCAAUUUCUGUCUUCUUGGAUAAAGAUGAGUAAUUGACCUUAAGGACAUCUACUUUAAAGAUGAAGUUGAUUCUUAACACCAAUAGGUUAUGUCUGGGAAUAAUUUUAAGAGAUUUGUAAGCACGCAAAGUGAGUUUUUCUCCUCUUGGCAAAGUGAAAUAUCAGGUUAUCUGAUAUAAAUACCUUUACUUUUCCUCUUUUCUCUGCUGGGCUCCACAAACUAUACCAGCUUGACAUACUUAUGCAAAGUAAAUGUGCAAUGAAUUUUACUUGAAUUUUUUAUAUUCAUAUGUCUGUAUGUAAUCACUUUAGACUUUGACUAAUCAAUAAGAACUGUUUGCCAGCCUCACAGGACAAGACAAACAUUGGCUCAGUAUGGCAGCAACUAAUUUCAACAGAACUCUGCAUUUGAUGAAAGCAAUAUUUCCCAUGGAAACUAAUACAAUCUCAGGAAAAAUAUGGAAAAACCCUAAGGGGUGGAAAAUGGAUUUGUUUUUGUGAUUUUAUCUAAUAGUCUUUAUUCCAUUCUUCAUUCUAAAAUUUAAAGAACCUGGCAGGGAUACAUCCAGGUUCAAGCAAUAAUGAAAGUAAGAUACAAUUUCAGGUUCGGAGGACAUUUCCAACCUCAGCUCCAGGAAGUUCUAAACCAUUUAUGUGAGGCAGAUUCAAAGCAGGAAUCAACAUCCAGGGAAACAAUCAGUACAGCAGAGCAGCAGUGCUGACAAGUCCCCUACUCUAGUAAUGAGAACAGCAGUAUCAGAAAAAGUUGGGAUGGUUAAGGAAGCAGUCAGGAGAGUCUUUAGGCAACUGAAAGCAGUGUUAUCCAAGGAGAGCUUGGUCUCACCUAGACAAUUUAUAUAGAGUUUCCAGUACAGGCUGAAGUUUGUCAGAGCUUCAAGAAACUGAUUUGCCAUAUGGCUUGAAUGAUAAGCUUCUAUGACUUCUGGAAUGGAAACUUCUGCUUCUGACCUUGAGGUACCUGAAUCCAUGUCCCUUGGGUGCCGGUGCCUAGGAAAAGGUACCAAUUUGAUCAACGGAGAAGCCAAAGCUUUUGGGUAUCCACAGAAGACUUAAAGCAUAAUUCAGCCUUGCUAUUUUACCUCAACUUGCUCCUUUAAAAUUAUUGUGAUAGAGGCCAUGUUUGACUGAUAUUUAUCACUAAAGAACAAGCAAAGCACCCUUCAGCUUGUUCAAUCAAAGUGGAUAAUGAGCAGCUGUCCAGUGCCAUUUAAAAGGACUUGUAAACUGUUCAGAUGCACACAGGCAUGGGUUGUGGAUCAGUCUGCUUAUUACAGAACUGAAUUUACAUUGUCAUCUUGUUUUCAAAAGGUCUAGUAACCAGAUAGUAGGGUGUCCUAUCUAACUUUAAUGUGUUUUAUAUGAUGUUACACAUGGUGCUCAAAUUACGAGGGAGGAAGUAAACAGUGCCCUCACUCCUUGAAAGGGCUUUCUUGCAAGUGGACACCCCUCCCCUUUUCUCGGCUCAGGAAAGUAAGAGCAAUGACAGCCCCAAUGUACUUGAGGAAAAGGCAUGUGAUAAGAAACAGAGAAAAACUGUUUAGAGAGUCCUAUCAUCAAAGUCCUCAAUUUCCCCACAAACCAAAGCACUAUUUUGUGAUGUUCAGUUUGAGGGAAGAUGGGAAUUUGCAUGUUCUCUGCUUAAGAAGUUGCAGAUAAUCUACUGUGCUUUGUUUUGUCCUAAUAAAGUUUGGAGUAGAAUCCUU
Eublepharis macularius is the source of this 3613-nucleotide messenger RNA. It is a transcript of the gene GJA5, whose product is annotated as gap junction protein alpha 5. Gene Ontology annotation, cellular component: connexin complex. The coding region runs from base 268 to 1371 and encodes 367 amino acids. Gene Ontology annotation, biological process: cell communication. NCBI's taxonomy places the organism in Eukaryota, Metazoa, Chordata, Lepidosauria, Squamata, Eublepharidae. The record is from RefSeq and is a predicted model, not a curated record. The transcript has 2 exons.